Molecule: messenger RNA, 2034 nt
Organism: Malania oleifera
Lineage: Eukaryota; Viridiplantae; Streptophyta; Magnoliopsida; Santalales; Ximeniaceae
Product: putative BPI/LBP family protein At1g04970
Exons: 6
Coding region: 276-1751 (491 amino acids)
Molecular function (GO): lipid binding
Source: RefSeq, a predicted model, not a curated record
AACGACUGCAGAUCAAAUAAUGAAGAAAAAUCCAAACUUGAACAACCUAACUUGUCAUACAUGCAUCCCAAUAAUCGCCUCCUCGUUGCUUUCAAGCGUUAAGCUUUCGUCGCAGGGUUUCACUUCCCCUGGGAGAAAGGGGAAAGGGAACGAUUUCAAACAGAGGAUUGACAGAAUACUUCUGUUUUCAACAACCCAAGAACAAAGCAGAGCACCUUCUGUUCUUGUCCUUGACGUUUUUGAGUUUAGCUCAUCUGGGUCACUUCCGAAACCUCAUGGCACCCACUAUUUUCUUCAUCCUUUUGACCCUUCUAAUCGUUCCUGCAAACACCCAUCUUCAAUCCGAUGAAGAAGGCUUCAUCUCUGUGUUCAUAUCCGAACAGGGUCUUGAUUUCGUGAAGGAUUUGCUGAUAAACACGGCCGUUUCCUCUUUCACUCCCCUAGAGCUGCCCCCAAUUGAGAAAUCUGUGAAAAUUCCACUUGUGGGUAAAGUUCAUAUCGUUCUUUCGAAUAUUACGAUUUAUCAGGUUGGUGUUUCUUCUUCGUUUGUCAAGCCCGGAGAGAGCGGUUUAGCUAUAGUGGCAUCGGGCGCCACUGCUAAUUUGAGUAUGAAUUGGCGCUAUUCCUACAGUACUUGGUUAGUCCCGAUUGCAAUUACAGACAAGGGUGAAGCUUCUGUUCAGGUUGAAGGUAUGGAAGUUGGCCUUACUCUUGGUUUGAGGAAUCAAGAAGGAAAACUUCGGCUGUCUCUCUUGGAAUGUGGAUGUUAUGUGAAAGAUGUAUCCAUAAAGUUGGAUGGCGGAGCAUCUUGGCUUUAUCAAGGGGUAGUGGAUGCUUUUGGUGGGCAGAUAGGGUCUUCAGUUGAGGAGGCUGUUUCCCAGAAAAUCAGGGAAGGAGUUUUAAAGCUUGAUUCUCAAUUGCAAAAUCUUCCAAAGGAAAUUCGAGUGGAUAAAAUUGCUAUUUUAAAUAUCACUCUUGUGAAAGAUCCCGUGUUGAGUAAUUACUCCAUUGGCUUUGAGAUUAAUGGGUUAUUCACUGCAAUAGGUGAAGUUUCCAGUUUUUAUUAUUACCAUGAGAAGUCACUGGCUUCUGAUUACUGCAAAGGUCUUGCGAAGAUGGUUGGGAUCUCAUUACAUCAAAGUGUCAUCAACUCUGCGUCUGUGGUUUGCUUCAAUGAGAAUAUUAUGACAUGGGUUGUUGAUGAAUUACCAGAUCAGUCCCUUCUGAAUACUGCUGGCUGGAAACAUAUUGUUCCUCAGCUGUACAAGCUGUACCCGAACGAUGACAUGAAUCUGAAUAUUUCUGCAUCUUCUCCUCCGACUAUUCUAAUUUCAGACCAUGAUAUUGAUGCCACUAUUCACUUGGAUGUGACAAUCAAUGUUUUAGAUGCUGAAGUGAUUCCGGUUGCUUGCAUUGCAAUGGUCAUUCAUGUUUCAGGUUCUGCAGAAAUCCAGAGGAAUAGUCUAGUGGGAAGUGUUAGACUGGAUGAUUUUACAUUGUCUUUGAAGUGGAGCAAAAUUGGUAAUUUGCAUAUGCACCUCGUUCAGACAGUGACAUCGACCCUCCUCAAAACCAUGCUCUUGCCGUAUGCGAAUCUACGCCUCAGGAGAGGGUUUCCUCUGCCAGUUCUUCAUGGAUUUGGACUAAAGAAUGCUGAAAUACACUGGACUGAUUCAAGACUUAUGAUUUGCAGCGAUGUGGCAUUCACAGCAGAGAGAGGUCUUGAUCAUUUCCCCAUGUCCAACAACUAGUUGUGUUGUGCUUGUACAUAUACAUACAUCCAAGGUGCAAAGCAGCUCCCUUCAUGCCAUAAUUUUUAUGGAUACACAUUUUAGUGCAGAUCAAGAAGCAAUGUAGGAUUCAUCUGCCUAGUUGUUUCCUGCAAAUAUGUAACACGUUACAAAUGUCCCUCUUGUUUUUGGGAACCAUACUUCUGUUUAUUGUAACAUAUUCCAAAUUUCUCAUUAUUGUUUCUUAAAAACCAUAUUAGUGCAGUCCCUUCAAUUCCAUUUGGUUUGCGGGAAUUACAUUUUA